AUGUGGCUGUUGGUGUUGAAGUGCUUGCUGCUAUGUACUCUGAUGAAAGAGAGCCAGUGCUGCUCCCCAGUGAACUUCACUUUACAGAUGGAGAACAGCGAAUGUGACCAGUGCGUGGUCAUCAACACCACCAUCUGCAGCGGCUUCUGCUACACUCAGGAUACAAACCUGAGGGGUCGAUUUGGCAGAAAAUUCCUGGUUCAGCGCAGUUGCCUGGCCCUCUCUCUGGUGUAUCAUCCCAUACAUUUACCUGGCUGUCCUCUCAAUGGGACGCACCUGUUUUAUCCUGUGGCCAAGCGUUGUAGCUGCAGGCGCUGUGACACUCGCACACACCACUGUGUUCAGACUGGACAGAUGCCUCGUGUCUCACUGUGUUCAAACUAUCAGGAAGAUGAAGAGAAGGACCCAUCCAUCAAAGGAAACCUAAGUAUUCACAGAGAGUAG
Molecule: messenger RNA, 444 nt
Organism: Periophthalmus magnuspinnatus
Lineage: Eukaryota; Metazoa; Chordata; Actinopteri; Gobiiformes; Gobiidae
Product: thyrotropin subunit beta-like
Exons: 2
Coding region: 1-444 (147 amino acids)
Biological process (GO): G protein-coupled receptor signaling pathway
Cellular component (GO): extracellular region; cytoplasm
Molecular function (GO): hormone activity
Source: RefSeq, a predicted model, not a curated record